AUGGCCGCUAUUUAUCCCAGCGUCAGUGGUAUCUCAUCAAUGCAGUUAAAUGCAUUAAGUGUAAAAAAGGAGGACUGCAUUAGUUGGUGUCAGGAACACGGAAUGUUGGCACAAUUUCGGAUAUUGCAACACUCCAUAGUUGAUUGGUUCAAUUUUUUGCGAGAGUUGUGCUCUUCAUGGAUGGCCGCUCAACGUAUGCAAAUCGGGGGUCCUGGUGACAUAGUCCAGAUUGACGAAAGUACAACAAAAUGGCCUGAUGAAUGGAGAGCGUUCAAUGCCAUUGGUAAUAUUAGCUAUCAAUAUGACACCGUCAACCAUUCAAGGAAGUUUAAGGCUCCCAGCAGUGUACACACAAAUAAGGUGGAAAAUCUUUGGAGGUGCGCCAAAGACAAGUUCAAAGGAUUGAAAGAAACAUGUGAUAACCACUUGUCCUCCUAUUUGGAUGAAUUUAUGUGGCAUAGGAGCAUUGCCAGAAAGAAAGAUAAGUUUGAAAGGACGCUCACUCUAAUGAAGACAUUUUUGUCCCAACAAAGAAAUAAUUUUACAACCUGCAUCGUAUUUUCAGGGGACGAAAAAAAUAUAAACAAAUAUCCACUAUAA
Messenger RNA from Helobdella robusta, 600 nucleotides. RefSeq lists its product as hypothetical. The record is from RefSeq and is a predicted model, not a curated record. Bases 1 to 600 code for a protein of 199 amino acids. Lineage: Eukaryota; Metazoa; Annelida; Clitellata; Rhynchobdellida; Glossiphoniidae. The transcript is spliced from 4 exons.